Macadamia integrifolia is the source of this 639-nucleotide messenger RNA. RefSeq lists its product as uncharacterized. The transcript has a single exon. The record is from RefSeq and is a predicted model, not a curated record. Gene Ontology annotation, molecular function: RNA-DNA hybrid ribonuclease activity; nucleic acid binding. Lineage: Eukaryota; Viridiplantae; Streptophyta; Magnoliopsida; Proteales; Proteaceae. Bases 1 to 639 code for a protein of 212 amino acids.
AUGCUUUGCGAGUUUGUCCGCUACACAGUUGAUCUCACCAAGAAGACUAAGAAGACCGCCUUUAAAGGGGAGUGGCUGAAGGGUUUCGUGUUGAUUCCUUAUUUUAUUUGGUUGGAGCGGAAUGGAAGAAAAUUUGAAGGAGUUUAUAAAUCGGUUGAGCAUUGUUUUGCCCAAGUGAAAAGCGAAAUAAGUUGCCAAGCGCUGGUUCACUCUGGGGUGGCCAUUUCUAUUCUGGACCUUGUUACUGCAAGAAGCUUGGGUUUUUCAGGGGUGCAGAGAAGGCCUCAGAAAAUCUUCGAAGUUUUCUGGUGCCCUCCUCAGGCAAGAUGGAUGAAACUCAAUUUGGAUGGUUGCUCUAUUGGUAAUCCAGGGAAAUCUAGAGCAGGGAGUAUUCUUUGUAAUGAGAAGGCAGAGGUUGUGGAAAAUUUCAGAAAAUUUCUAGGUACUCGCACCAAUUUUGAGGCCAAAUUUCUGGCGCUUAUGAUAGGGAUUGAAUUAGCUAAGCACCAUAAUGUGCAACGGCUAUGGAUAGAAUGUGACUCGGUUGAAGUUGUAACUCUUUUUCAGAAGAUGCGAAGUCCGUGGAUAGCUCGGCAAAGAUGGAUGAAUUGUGUUUCUUAUUUGGAGGAUGUGGAAUGA